AUCCUCAGAUCAUCCUCAGACUACUCCUUAUCAGAUUACUCAUCAUCCUCAGACUACUCCUUAGACCCCUCCUCAUCAGACUACUCCUCAGAUCUUCCUCAUAAGACUCCUCCUCAGAUCUUCCUCCUGAGACUACUCUUCAGACUACUCCUUAGAGUCCUCCUCAUCAGACUAGUCCUGAGACUAGUCCUCAGACUACUCCUGAAACUACUCCUCAGAUUAUCCGCAGACUCCUCCUCAGAUUAUCCUCAGACUCCUCCUCAGAUUAUCCUCAAACUACUCCUCAGUCUAAUCCUCAAACUCCUCCUCAGAUUAUCCUCAAACUACUCCUCAGUCUAA
Trichomonas vaginalis G3 is the source of this 339-nucleotide messenger RNA. RefSeq lists its product as uncharacterized. NCBI's taxonomy places the organism in Eukaryota, Parabasalia, Trichomonadida, Trichomonadidae. The annotation marks the transcript as partial. The record is from RefSeq and is a predicted model, not a curated record. The transcript has a single exon.